Messenger RNA from Cladocopium goreaui, 3069 nucleotides. Lineage: Eukaryota; Dinophyceae; Suessiales; Symbiodiniaceae. The record is from the annotation of a GenBank genome assembly.
AUGUGCCAGUUGAAGUUUGGGCAAGGUAUGAAGCGUGGCCUCAGUGUCAAGCUUGUGCGCCUGGGCCGAAUUCUUCUCAACGCGUGUCAUUGCCAAGUACAGUGGUGUUUGAUGCGCAAGGCUAUCCGAGAUGGGAAGCUUCAGGCAGAUGUCCAUGGCCUCUGCAUUUUCCAGGGCCUUUGCGCUUUGCCUACCCUGUUUGUCGAACAGGAUGAUCUCAUCAGCCAGGCAUUUCGCCAAAAUGUGAAAUCUGCAUAUAUCUCUCCAGUGAGCAGCCUUCAAUGGACGCACAUGGUGCUGGUGACGCACUUUGGAGACAAAGUUGGGACGGACUACUCGCAGAUCUUCGCUUGGGAUAACCCUCUGGAACGGAGGAGCAACGGCAAGUUGCUUUGCAAUGUGCUGGACAGACUCUUGAAAGGCUACGAGACCAAGGUUGAUGCAGAGGGGGUCGCAGUUGAACCGCCUUUGGCCAAAAAACGCAGGGGAAGACGCGCUCCAUCCAAGAAGGAUGACAGCCAGACUUCGCAACCUGCUCCAGAUGGCAACCGUUCUGAGAUCCGCAUUGGCACAGUCAAGGUGACUGCCAUCAAGAACCUGCUUAUGUGGGUCACUCCGCAGGCUUACAAGAUGAUGAUGCACCAUUCCUCUGUUUGUGGAGGGGAGCGCCGUUCGGCCUUCACUGAAGCAGUGUUGGCGUGGCGUCAUUUAUGGCCAGGGAGCCCCCCAGCAGAGGGUAUGAUGCCGAAUGAGGCUGAGGAAUUUGCCAGGCGAGGUGCUGCAGCAAUGCAAAAGAAGCUGUUGCCUGAUCGGGUCAAGCCCUUGCAGUUCGGAAUGGAUUUGACACCAGAAGAUCAUGAAGCCUUGAUCCUGAAAAUUGUCAGCGUGUAUGAAAGUGAGAUGGAAACAAAAGGUGACUUGGCCAAGAUCAACGUGGACCAGCUGUGGAGCUACCGCAUGGUAGUGCAGGCAUGGCGUCAAACAGUGAUUCAUUGUGCCAAAGCAGACCUUGAUGAGCGAAGCUUCCAAGAGGUCCAGAGUGCCAUUGAAACCGGCGACGCAUUGGACCAGCAGCUCUGCCAAUGCUUGAAAAGCUUUCCACUUGAAUUUGGCCUCACAAUGUUGCCAGAUGUGAAGUGUUUGACAGAUGCUGGUGAGAUGCAAGAUGCAGAAGUUGAUGAUGUCAUUGAGAAAGCCGAGAAGGAUGAGUGGAUUUCCAAGUUGAUCGCUGUGGAGGCGAAAUUGAAGUUGGAUUGGAAGCUGCUCAACUCAGUGUCAGAUGGCUAUGAGGUUCUUGGAGAUUGCCUGGAUUGGCUGUCGACCCAAAAGAAAUUGAAAGUUGCACAGCACGCUCGGGACACAGUUGACAGGCACAUGAAAUUCUUCUGCCCCUUGUUGGCUGUGGAGAACAAUGAGAGUUUGCCUGGGGACCUGGAGGGCUUGAUGGCUUCCCUGCCGCCGCUGGCUGAUCCUGAUGGCAAGAAUGCUCUGAGUCUCAAAGGGCUUAUCCCAUCAUUGGCCAAUUGCUGCCGAACGCAGGGUGUGGGCACUACUGUGGUCUUGUGCAUCUUUCCAAACCGCAGUCGAGAGGAUAGUGAAUGUGAUCCCAUGGAAGACGAGGUGGACAUUGUCCGAAAGAUGCGUGAGGCUGGAUUCAAACGGCAAGUCCCUUUCUUCAUGCCUUUGCGUGUGCCCAUGGAGGAGACCACAAACCAGACGCAAUGGGACUUUGGGAUGCGGGGACGUCUCAUGUUUUGGGGAGGCGACGACGCUGGGCCCAAUGUUUUUGUGCAGUGCUCAGAGCUGGUGAGAACUGGAAAGUUGCCCGAGGGAGAGCUGUGUUCAGAGAUGCUACCAAUCACUUCGAGCGCAGCAGAAACGGAACGAGCAGAUGGAAUGCGUGUAUGCGCUGCCACCCGGUCGGCCCAGAAAGGUGGAGAAGUCUGGAAGAUCGUGUACCAGCAACUCAUGAUGACUAGCAAAGCAAAUCCAGCUGCAGCCCCUCCACUGGUGAGACCAAAGGAUGAGAUCGUCAUCCUGGACUUUCACGUCCACAAUGCAGACCAUGCAUUGGGGUCUUGCUUGAUGGCAGCAGAGGGAGGGCCUGUGCAGAGGCAUGUGAUGCUGAAGUUUCUGCGGGACAAAAAGAGCCUGAGUGCCUGUGAGUUCUCACAAAAACGAGUUGGCGCGCACCUGGGCACGAAAUGGCUUAAGCACGAACUUAAGCUUUUCACAGAGACUGGAAAAAGUGUGGCUCCCAUUGAAGCCGAUAUCACCAUUCUCGAUGACAAUGACAAGGCCUACCUCCGCUCAGUGCCUGGAGCCAUGGAAGCAUACGAAGGAACGAGAACGUGGGAAGGCAAGCUCCGCGUGACUUGUCUCAAUGGUGCCCAGGUUUCUUUGCAGCCAACAUUGAAAGCAGAGUUCGCACAUGCACUGCCGUCAGUGAAAGCGCAGUUUGAUGCCAUGGAGAAACUGCACAAUGACAAGUAUGGCUCCUUGUUGGUUGGGAAGCUCCAAUCUGUGCGCGGUGAUGCACGCGGAGGCACUCCCGCUGCAGACCCAAGGCCUUCGAAUUUGACAAGUGGAAAUGCACAAGAAGGCAGUGGCGAAUCGAAUCCAGGGCCCGUUUCUUUGACUGGUCCAGAGUCGGAUGCACAGCUUCGCCAGCAGUACAAGAUCACUGUCGACGUGAAGGCCUUUGAUAAUCGUGGUGUUGGAUUUCUUGUUGCUGACAAUGGCCAUGCGUUUAUCAUUGUGAAGUCUGAAGACUUGAUCUUGCGGAAGGGUACCAAAAUCGCUGGUCUUGGGUCUGGACGGAUGACCCAGGAAGCUGGUGAUCAUGCCUUGCAACUGGGAUUUCCUGAUGGUGACAGGACACUCACUGAGGCCUGGUGGGUGACCGUUUGGGGUGUGUGUUCAUCUCACAGGCUGCUUGAUGUCCCUUUGAGUCGCAUCUCGCAUCCACAAUUUCAAGUGACAUCUUCAACUGGCAAACUGUUUUGUAGUCUGACAAAACUGUCAUCUCCGUUGUUUCCAUUGGCAUCUUCAAUGUGCAGAUUGUGCUGA